Eimeria mitis is the source of this 1890-nucleotide messenger RNA. RefSeq lists its product as uncharacterized. The coding region runs from base 1 to 1890 and encodes 629 amino acids. The record is from RefSeq and is a predicted model, not a curated record. NCBI's taxonomy places the organism in Eukaryota, Apicomplexa, Conoidasida, Eucoccidiorida, Eimeriidae. The transcript has a single exon.
AUGGAAGAUAAUAUAUCACAUGUGGGGAAAGGUGGGAGGGUCCUUGACCAGGAAUCCGUGCAGCAUCAAUAUGCAGUGUAUGACCCUGUAUUCUCUGCUGCAUCUUCUUAUGGAAAUGUGGGUGCGGACCAUCAGCCCCUACUCACACUUCCUUCCGAAUAUGGAGGAGGAGUUCUAGCGCCUACGCCAGUGGGCUUGAAACCCCGUACGCAAGCCCAGCCGCCCUUCACUCUGUUCUGGCCCCUUCUUGCCUUUGUCUUGGGGUUAUUGGCCAUCGCUUCUAUUUGUAGCUCUGCAAGAAGGCACAGCGCAAAGCUGAACUUUGGCGUGCGACGGCUAGCAAGCGAAAACAAGGAAGAAGGGGAAGAUUCUGGUGCGCCCGAACGGGAAAAGCUCACAGAUCUCUGCCUAAGUGUCGGCGAAUGGGCUGCCGAAAGUCCCCUAGGGCGUCUUUCACCGACGUUUGUAGAAGAUUACUUCUUGAAUUUAGACGACGAAACCGUUUUUCCGCCGGCAGGUCCACCUGGGACGGCACAUGCACAGCGGCAAGUCGUUGACAGUGUUCAUGGUGAUGACGAAGGUCCCGGACCCAGCAGCAGAAUAUUCGGGUCUUCGAGUGGUCAGCCUCAGAAAGUCAGCCCCGCCCCCACAGUGCAGCAUGAUUCUCCGGAACGUCCGACUUUCCAUGAGCUUGUCCCGGUGUCGGCUGUUCCAGAAUCCCCCGCAGAAGCUUGGGUAGAAGAUCUCGACUCGCCGCAGCCAAGUGGUUCAGAAGGGGUGCAAUCCGAGGCAGCUGAAGGGCCAGCGCCAUCUACGGCGUUGUGGAGGCCUUGGAGUGGGGAGUCCCAGGUGGUGACCCCUGCAACCUCUUCUCUUGGCUCGUCGACGCUCCCUCAGCAGCACGUGACCUGGCCCAGCCUAAUAGCAGGGCGGGUAGCUGACACGGCGAACCUUCCACAGGCCGCUCCAGUGUUUCCGCCACAGCAACUGCUGGUGCCUGUAGUACCGGCGUAUAUAGUUCAGCCAUUGAGUGGAACGGCGUCACUGUACCCACAACUCGUUAGCGUACCCCAUGUGACCCCGCAGCCGGCGCCUACACUGCCGAGUGGUGCAGUCAGCCCAUCUGACGCUGCUUCUCCCAGUUCCUCCGACACCAUGCAACGGGGCGCCGAGCAGAAAACUGGAAAAGGCUCCAGCGCCCCGUCUAGUAAGCUCAAAGACUUGCUCAGCCGCAAGAGAGCAAGAAGAGCAGCAAUACGCAGUGUUGUACGCAGCGCAAUCGGUGGACGAAUCUCCAGCCAUCCUUAUAUUUGGGUUCCUCCGGUGACCGAGAAGGUGGAGAUUAAGCCAUCUUGCAUGAAUUCGCCAGAACUUCCACCGACUCCUCCGCAGUACCUUGCCGCCCCGCUUUUACGCUUUAGGGCUUUAUGCAAAAAGCGCCACCUCGUGCAGAGAGACGUGGACCGUCUACUAAUGAUAGCGGGAAAGCUGGCAAAGCUCGCUCAAGAGCGAAUGACCACUGUUCCAAAGCAUUCUCCGGGUGAGGCCGUCGAUGCGUUGGGCGCUAGGUUUCUGCUUUUGCACACGCUGUAUUCGAUAAAGAAAACCCUGGGAAGCCGUGUGCGCUGGGACCCCUGGUGGCGAGAAUUCACCGCUAUAAUUCCAUCAGAUUACUGUCGCCCGAUGCCAGAGAUGCAUAGGAAGUUAUCACGAGACCUACACGCUUUGGCAUUGCGGCUCAGCGCAGCGAUCAUGAAAUUUAAAGUUGGCGAAGCCCCUGAGGAAGAAGAAGUCGUGGCGCUUAAGAUGCGCUUGUUCUUCUCCAACACGGCAUUCUUCCGCAGGCCGGUGUGGGACCCCUGGCGGCUAGACAGACAAAGUUCCGAUUGA